Messenger RNA from Mycena indigotica, 1650 nucleotides. RefSeq names its product MADS-box domain-containing protein. Bases 1 to 1650 code for a protein of 549 amino acids. The transcript has 3 exons. The record is from RefSeq and is a predicted model, not a curated record. NCBI's taxonomy places the organism in Eukaryota, Fungi, Basidiomycota, Agaricomycetes, Agaricales, Mycenaceae.
AUGACGGAUGUAGCUCUCGAGGCCAACGUAGGCCCAGAUGACCCUGCUUCUUCUCUCCGUGCGGCAGCCCUCUUGACCUUGAAGCGUCGCAAGCCAACCGACGGCCCUCUCCAACGACCUACUAUCGACGACUCGUCUGUUCAGCUUGACUACGGGCAAGACGACAUCAAGCCAAACCCCUCCAACGACCUCGAAAUGCCUUCAGAAGGUCCGCGCGAGGAAGGCGAAAUAAGCGACUCAGAAGACCCAAGCCUCAAAGUAUCCAAGGCAAUGCUUGUCGCCAUUAAAUCCGAGACCCCAUUGCCAGACAGAGAAAUACCUUCUCUCCCUCCCGGCGAGAUUUUCCUCGACCCAGAUCAUGUUCGACCUGGUCUUUCUAUGAACCAGGAACAAUACGAUACGGCUAAAGACAUCGUCCUUGACCUUCUCGGCUGGGGUGUGCCUCCCGACUAUCUUGUUGACUGCAAUCUCAGUCGGGAAAUCAUCUACUACGUGUUCAGCGAAUUGAACCUCCGCCUUCCCCAAAAUCUUGAUGUCACCGGUCUUGUCCAAUACACUCCUGCCGUCGUGGCGAAAUAUUCUCGUCCGCUAUCAUCAACACAAGACAAAGCUUCUCCACUCCAUCCAAGCCUACCAGCGAAACCUCUUGGAGGUCCAACCGGCUCGCCUCCCUCGACCCUGCACGAUAUAGAGCGACAGAGACGUCAGGAACUACUCGCUCGUAAAGCCGUUCAGGCUUCCCGCAAGAUCAAGUCUUUGUCCGAUUCGUCAUCAACCGAAUCAUCCCAUGUUCUAGUUGACCCGCUGGAGCAGGAUGUUGAAAUGUCACCUGCCGUUGCAACAGAAGCGGUCGACGAUUUUCUUAAGACAAUUGGAGAGAAAAACCCCGAGGUCGACAUUAAUGCACAACCAGUCGAGACCAUGGAUGUUGACGAAAUUACUGUGACGACUGGUGCAAGCAGCCUUGCCGACGCAACGACUCCAAGUUUUCCACUGGCUGCUGAACAAAUCGAGUCACCUCAGUCUACUUCUCAACUUGACCCGAUUCAGUCCCCCGCCGAGCUUGACCAGACAUUAGACGAACCCGUCCCGCAACAGCGUUCCUCACAACGUCGAGUUGGAAAACGACCAACUGCAGCCGAUUUCGUCGACUUCGAAUCAGGAUCCCGGAAUGGCACCAUUCCAGCUUUGAAACGCAAGACGGCAAGUUUUGCGAGUGUGAGCAGCCACAGGAAGCUUGUCAUCGAUUUGAGCGACAGUGAGGGCGGAGACGAUUCAAUUCAAGACGUAUUUGACGGAGAGGCUUCCGCUGGGUAUAUUUCACCCGCUCCAGCCCGAAUGGGCGGCGCUACUCCGCCGGUUGUGCCAACGAGCUUGGUGGAAAAGGAGGAAGAAAUAAGACGAAUGAGGGAGCUUAUUGCACAAAGGGAGCGAAGCCGUUUACAAAGAGCAAUGUCGCGGCCAAUACCGGUAGACCCGGGCCGAGAGGUUGGCUUCAUCAAUACCUCCGACGCAAAGGGUAUCCCCGCUCUCGAUCUCAUCAGCUUGAGCAUGAAUCAUGAAUUAGACUCCGAGACUCGAUCUGCGACUGCAACACCCCCCCAUAUCGGUUCCGUUCAAAUCUGCUUUGUCAGCGGACUAUCUAACUGA